This is a messenger RNA of Ceratosolen solmsi marchali, 1181 nucleotides long. Its product is annotated as probable methylthioribulose-1-phosphate dehydratase. The record is from RefSeq and is a predicted model, not a curated record. Bases 354 to 1067 code for a protein of 237 amino acids. The transcript has 5 exons. Gene Ontology annotation, cellular component: cytoplasm. Lineage: Eukaryota; Metazoa; Arthropoda; Insecta; Hymenoptera; Agaonidae. Gene Ontology annotation, molecular function: methylthioribulose 1-phosphate dehydratase activity; metal ion binding.
CCCGUUUUGAUUUAAAUAGUGGAAGAGUCAGUCAGUUUACACAGGCAUGUCGGUCAGAUCGUCAAAUUACUUGAGACACAAUUGACAAUUGGGUUUGACGAGGCUCGAAUUUAGGCUCACAGUGUAGUUUUAUGCACUAAUCUACUGAUAAAUACUUAUCUACAUGUCCGUAUCUAAAAACCACAAAGCCGCAAUUGAGUCGCGAUUUAUAAUUUAUCCUGUUAAUAAUCUUCGGCUAUUGAAAUCGUUACAUUUUCUUACAAAAUGAGCGUUUAAAAGAAUUUUUUCAGCAGGUCAAUAUAGCAAAAACUUCUGUUUACACGGCUUCAUUUAAACAAUCGGCAAUAUAUUAAAUGUACAAAAUGGAUUAUUACGAUGAUGAUUUUGAUAAGGAACACCCAAAAAACCUGAUACCAGAACUUUGUAGACAAUUUUAUAAACUUGGAUGGGUCACAGGAACUGGUGGAGGUAUAUCUAUAAAACAUGAGGACAAAAUAUACAUUACUCCAUCAGGAGUUCAAAAAGAACGAAUUCUGCCAAGUGAAAUGUUUGUUCAAGAUAUCGAAGGGAAAGAUCUAGAAUUACCUCCACCCGAAAAAAACUUAAAAAAAUCACAAUGCACUCCAUUAUUUAUGUCUGCUUAUACUUCUAGAAAUGCUGGUGCCGUUAUUCAUUCGCAUUCGAAAUUUGCUGUCAUGGUCACACUUCUUUGGCCUGGAAAUGAAUUUCGUAUUAAACAUUUGGAAAUGAUUAAAGGAAUACAUAAUCAAAAAUUAGGCAGAUCUUAUAGAUAUGAUGAAGAAUUGGUUGUACCAAUUAUAGAAAACACACCCUUUGAAGCUGAUUUGAAAGGUCGUAUGGAUGAGGUUAUAGAAGAUUAUCCAGAAACUUGCGCUGUUCUCGUUCGUAGACAUGGAAUUUAUGUUUGGGGUGACACAUGGCAACAAGCUAAAACAAUGACUGAAUCUUAUGAUUACCUUUUUGAUAUUGCCGUUCAAAUGCGAAGCAGUGGACUAGGUCAAGACUUUGAUGUAUUGGAUUCUUUAAUAAAAAGUACACAAGUUUAAUAAUUUAAUGACUUUGGGCAAGUACAAAGAAUAAGUGCCACAUUGCAAUAUCUGAAUUUUAUAUAAUUUAUAAACAAAUUUACAUUUUUUUACAAUUUUUGUAGAAAUUAUAAA